Seminavis robusta is the source of this 1473-nucleotide messenger RNA. The record is from the annotation of a GenBank genome assembly. Lineage: Eukaryota; Bacillariophyta; Bacillariophyceae; Naviculales; Naviculaceae.
AUGGUCCAUGGUUUAGAACUCCACAGUUAUUGGGAUGACGCUCGCCGGUACUGCUAUCAAACUACACGCAAGCACGGAUGGUAUAUACUGGACGUCUAUGACACUGGUCCGACAUGGGGACCAGUCGAGACAAGCGCUGGGAUUACAGUUCGGUUUCCUCCCAUUGCGACUAGAUUCAUUAGGUACGCGAAGGGCAGAAGUGACAAGAACAAUGGAAUCCACUGGGCAAAAAUUCGUGUAUACGGUAAGGACCUGAAGCUGCUCAAUUUGAAUAGUGCCAAAGCCAUUCUCGGCCCCUUCGAGUGGGCCAAUCCCCAGCACGCAGGGGGCUUCAUUGAUGGAAUUACCGAACGCGAUAGUUGGGCGGGGGCGCCAACAAUUGGCACCAACUACACGGAUACUUGCGGCUCUCCCGACAAUGUCCCCUACAUCACCGUCGAUAUUGGGAAAGUUGCAAGGUUGGAUGCAAUCACGCUUUUCAAAUGGUGGAACGAUGUAGGGAACGCGACUGAAACAUAUCGCCGUUAUUGCAACCAGCGCUUGCAAUUGAGCAUAGAUGGCGAGAACUGGCAAACUGUGCUCAACACAGGUGCUAGCUGGUGGGCAUCUGAAAGCAGCGGUGGGAACACAGUACAAUUUCGUCCAGCUUUGGCCCGAUACGUGCGCCAUUACUUGGGCCGCAACACUGACAAUGAAUAUGUUCACUUCAUUGAGAUGAAAGCCUAUGGCGAAUACAGAAAUGAGCUGGACUUGUCACAGUCGACAGUCCAACUUGAGGCUGGAAAGACUUGGAGUUUACAGCACACUGGUGGCCUUUUUGAUGGGGAUAUCUCACAAUUUGCAUACAAGAAAUCUGUAGGAGCGGCAUCGGUGUCGUGCACCAAUCCAGCAUGGGUCACCGUGGAACUGCCUCACUUGGCUAUUCUUGAUAGUGUGACUUUGUUUCACUAUUAUCACGAUGGUCGAGCUUACUGCAAUCAGUGGGUGGAACUCUCGACUGAUGGGUCCACUUGGCAGAAGGUCUACUCAACAGGACAAGGCUAUGGGUUUUCAGAGACAGCCUUGGGUUACACCAUUCAGUUUGAACCCAUGGAUGCAAUGUUUGUAAGGCAUGGGUUGGGUGGCUCUGAUGCGUCAGUAGCAAAUGAUAAUCACUUUACAGAGAAAAAGAUGAAUGGCAGGUAUGUCAAGGAACUUCCGUUGGACUGGGCCAAUGUGGAGCUGUCCUCCAAUGUGCAAUGGCCAACAGGGAUCCUUCCACAGAGAGUCAUUGAUGGUCUCAACAGCUGUGACAAAUGGGCCGAACACGCGUGGAUUGACCGCACUCCCACAACACCAACAAACACAUGCGCUACAAACUUCCCACAAGAGAGUGACCUUCCCUAUCUCACUGUCGACCUUGGACGACCUGCCAUGCUUGAAGCUGUCAGGGUCUGGUUUUAUUAUUGCACGGCUGGGCGAAACAGUACGUGA